GGCCGCGGCCCGCAGCUCGCUGCUCUGGGGGCUCGGCUUUGCCGCUCUCGGCACACUCGGGCGAGAGCAGGAACGUGCAACGGAGCUCCGAUCCCAGCGCAGCCACCGCGAUGAGAGGCGCUCGUGGCGCCUGGGAUUUUCUCUGCGUUCUCUUCCUUCUGCUCCGCGUCCAGACAGGCUCUUCUCAACCAUCUGUGAGUCCAGGGGAACUGUCUCCACCAUCCAUCCAUCCGGCAAAAUCAGAGUUAAUAGUCAGUGUUGGCGACCAGAUUAGGCUGUUAUGCACUGAUCCAGGAUUUGUCAAAUGGACUUUUGAGAUCCUGGGUCAACUGAGUGAGAACACACGCAGGGAAUGGAUCAUGGAGGAAGCAGAGGCCACCAAUACAGGCAAUUACACAUGCAUCAAUGAAGGCGGCGUAGGCAGUUCCAUUUACGUGUUUGUUAGAGAUCCUGCAAAGCUGUUCCUCACUGACCCACCCUUGUAUGGGAAGGAAGGCAAUGAUACGCUGGUCCGCUGUCCUCUGACAGACCCAGAGGUGACCAAUUACUCCCUCACGGGGUGUGAAGGGAAACCUCUUCCCAAGGACUUGACGUUUGUCACUGAUCCCAAGGCCGGCAUCACCAUCAGAAACGUGAAGCGUGAAUAUCAUCGGCUCUGCUUGCACUGCUCUGCAAGGCGUGAUGGCAAGUCAGUGCUGUCGAAGAAAUUCACCCUGAAAGUGAGGGCAGCCAUCAGAACUGUACCUGUUGUGUCUGUGUCCAAAGCAAGCUAUCUUCUCAGGGAAGGGGAAGAAUUUACAGUGAUGUGCUUGAUAAAAGAUGUAUCUAGUUCUGUGGACUCAAUGUGGAUAAGGGAAAACAGCCAGCAGACUAACACACAAGUGAAGAGUAAUAGCUGGCAUCAGGGUGACUUCAAUUUUGUGCGUCAGGAAAGGUUGACUAUCAGCCCAGCGAGAGUUAAUGAUUCUGGAGCGUACAUGUGUUAUGCCAAUAAUACUUUUGGAUCAGCAAAUGUCACAACAACCUUGGAAGUAGUGGAUAAAGGAUUCAUUACUAUCUUCCCUAUGAUGAAUACUACAAUAUUUGUAAACGAUGGAGAGAAUGUAGAGCUGAUUGUUGAAUACGAGGCAUACCCCAAACCUGAACACCGACAGUGGAUAUAUAUGAACAGAACCUCCACGGAUAAAUGGGAAGAUUAUCCCAAGUCUGACAAUGAAAGCAACAUCAGAUAUGUGAGUGAACUUCAUCUAACCAGAUUAAAGGGGACGGAAGGAGGCACUUACAUGUUUCUAGUGUCCAAUUCUGACGUCAGUUCUUCCGUGACAUUUAAUGUUUAUGUGAACACAAAACCAGAAAUCCUGACUCACGACAAGUUUGUGAAUGGCGUGUUCCAGUGUGUGGCCGCUGGAUUCCCAGAGCCCACAAUAGAUUGGUAUUUUUGUCCAGGAACUGAGCAGAGAUGUUCUGUCCCCGUUGGGCCAGUGGAUGUGCAGAUACGAAACUCCUCUGUAUCACCAUUUGGAAAACUAGUGGUUCAAAGCUCCAUCGAUUAUAGCGCCUUCAAACACAAUGGGACGGUCGAGUGUAGGGCUUACAAUGAUGUGGGCAAGAGCUCUGCCUUUUUUAACUUUGCAUUUAAAGGUAACAGCAAAGAACAAAUCCAUUCCCACACCCUGUUCACGCCUUUGCUGAUGGGUUUUGUGAUCACAGCCGGCUUAAUGUGUGUCAUUGUGAUGAUCCUCACCUACAAGUAUUUACAGAAACCCAUGUAUGAAGUACAGUGGAAGGUUGUGGAGGAGAUCAAUGGAAACAAUUAUGUUUACAUAGACCCAACACAACUUCCUUAUGAUCACAAAUGGGAGUUUCCCAGAAACAGGCUGAGUUUUGGAAAAACCUUGGGAGCAGGCGCCUUUGGGAAAGUUGUGGAGGCCACUGCAUAUGGCUUGAUUAAGUCAGACGCAGCCAUGACCGUUGCUGUGAAGAUGCUCAAACCAAGUGCCCAUUUAACGGAACGAGAAGCCCUAAUGUCUGAACUGAAAGUCUUGAGUUACCUCGGUAAUCAUAAGAAUAUUGUCAAUCUUCUUGGAGCGUGCACCAUUGGAGGGCCCACCCUGGUCAUUACGGAAUAUUGUUGCUAUGGUGAUCUUUUGAAUUUUUUGAGAAGAAAACGUGAUUCCUUUAUUUGCUCAAAGCAGGAAGAUCACGCAGAAGCAGCACUUUAUAAGAACCUUCUGCAUUCAAAGGAGUCUUCCUGCAGUGACAGUACUAAUGAGUACAUGGACAUGAAACCUGGUGUUUCUUAUGUUGUACCAACCAAGGCAGACAAAAGGAGAUCUGCGAGAAUAGGCUCAUACAUAGAAAGGGAUGUGACUCCUGCCAUCCUGGAAGACGACGAGUUGGCCCUAGACCUGGAGGACUUGCUAAGCUUUUCUUACCAGGUGGCGAAGGGCAUGGCAUUCCUUGCUUCAAAGAACUGUAUUCACAGAGACUUGGCAGCCAGAAAUAUCCUCCUUACUCAUGGUCGAGUCACAAAGAUUUGUGACUUUGGUCUAGCCAGAGACAUCAAGAAUGAUUCUAAUUAUGUGGUCAAAGGAAACGCUCGGCUCCCUGUGAAGUGGAUGGCACCCGAAAGCAUCUUCAACUGUGUGUACACAUUUGAAAGUGAUGUCUGGUCCUAUGGGAUUUUUCUUUGGGAGCUCUUCUCUUUAGGAAGCAGCCCCUACCCUGGAAUGCCUGUCGAUUCUAAGUUCUACAAGAUGAUCAAGGAGGGUUUCCGAAUGCUCAGCCCAGAGCAUGCACCUGCUGACAUGUAUGACAUAAUGAAGACAUGCUGGGAUGCUGAUCCCCUAAAAAGGCCAACAUUCAAGCAGAUUGUGCAGCUAAUUGAAAAGCAGACUUCAGAUAGCACCAAUCACAUUUAUUCCAACUUAGCCAACUGCAGCCCCCACCAGGAGAACCCGGUGGCGGACCAUUCUGUGCGGAUCAAUUCUGUCGGGAGCAGUGCUUCGUCCACCCAGCCGCUGCUCAUACAUGGAGAUGUCUGAAGCAGAAUGAGGGCGUCGGGGUCUCCCCGACAAGAACAAUCCCCAUUCUUUUGGUUUCUGUAAUGGUUAUUUCAUUUUACUUCGGCUUACAUCCUACUCCAGGGUGGUGGACACCUGCUGUCGUGCUGUCUUUAUGAGCACACUUCAGUGGCUGAUGACUUUUGUCAUCCACCACCAUUCCAUUGCAAGGGUUCAAAUUUCAUAUAUUUCUAAUAGCAAGGUACCCCCUUAAUGAAAAAAAUUUCAGACAUGGAGAAAGGGAGGUGGGGUGGUCUAGACACCCUGAGUCCUUUACAAGGCUUCUGUAGCGUUUGUUUGAAAAAGUUGAUAGUUUAUUUCAGUAAAUGGCAAUAAUCACCCUGGGCCCAUGUAACCACCUGUAAUGAUAUGAUGAUGCAGCGAGAUUAGAAGCUGAAACCUAAUCCUUUGAUGUGGGAAAUAGAAUGUUAUUAGAACAAAGGGCAGAUGUCUAUGAAUAUCUGGGCUUACAAGAUCUAGUAUUUCAUGCUGGGAAUGAGACACAGGCCAUGGGAAAUGCUCCCAAAGCGUGAAUGACGACCCGCUGCUAUGCACAAGCCUUUGUACUACUGACCCAGUUUGUAAAUAGAGUUCACUAUUAGGGAGCUAAAUUGGAGAGAAGGCCUCCCAGCCAGCAUUUGUAUAUAUCCAUCUAUAAAGUAAAUAUGUUCAUAUGUUUGAGGGGGAAAAACCCACAGGUGUAGUGUCUGGACUCAACCCUGGCUCAAGUCUGCUGUGUGUGGGAAUAGAUUAAGAGCCAGACAAGUUUGAAGGAAACAGUUAUGUUAGUGCUUUUUUUUUUUUAAAGAUAAAACAUAAUUGCCAAGCACAAUCUUAACAAAAAACUCCUUUCCUAGCCGAUUAACUUGCUCUGUAGAUUCUCCAGAAUAAGCCUACCAGCUUCAGUAUGGCAUUAUGCUCAAUGGAUUUGAUGCCAUUUGAAAAAGUGAUUUAUUGCAUGACUCCAGCAGGAGUGAUGAAACAGUGCUGUCUUAGUUUGGAUUCUUUCAUAGCAGGAAAUAAAAAUGUAGAUUCCACCUUUGCAGGUAUGUCCUGGACGCCAGGCCAGUAUCUAUAAAAGUGUGUAUGUGUGUAUGUGUGUGUAUGCUUUUAGACAUAUAUUUUGGGGGCAUUCUUGCCUUGAGCCUCAGAGGGUCCCUCAGUACCCACAAGGUAGCUUGGCCUCUCUCAUCAGUACUCUUUUCCUCUCCACCUCACUGCCAAGAGAGGCUUACCACCAGCUCCUGGAGAGGUAUGUAGGGCAGAUACUUCUGUACCUAUUUAUUUUCAGUCCACCUGCACUAAGGCACUCUGUUAUUUAUGCUCAGCAUACUGUACCUGUUCCUUAGACCUUAUUUACUACUCUCUCACUGAAAUGUAUUUAAGUUUUAUCUUUUUAGCCUGUAGCCCAGAUAUUACUCUUAGAGCUGACCUUUUUCUUUUUCAUCAUAUCCAACUCUAAGAGGUCCCUGUGUACGUGGCAAGUUUUAUGUGUUGUCUUGCGAGAUUCAUUUAUGCAACCUUCAGGUUUUCUGUCGUAGGUCCCUUAGAUUACAUGUAGAAAACUGUGGCCAUUUACCUGGAAGUAACCAUUUGCACUGGAGUUCUGUGCUCUUGCACCUUUCCAAAGGCAACAGGUUUGGGGGUUUCCUUGUCACGUAAGACACUGUCGCUGUUUGCCACAUACUGUCUCCAAAUUCCUCUUGUGUUUCUGUUGAUUUUGAUUAUAGUAAGAAAAGUGUUGUUCACUAUAGAUGUCUAGGUACUUCAGGGGCACUUCACUGAGAGUUUGGCUUGGAUAUUCUUGAAAGUUUAUAUUUUUAUAAUUUUUUUUUUUUUUUUACACAUUGGAUGUUUCUUUGCAGUGGCUUAAUGUUUGAAAUUAUUUUGUGGCUUUUUUUGUAAAUAUUGAGAUGUAGCAAUAAUGUCUUUUGAAUAUUCCCAAGCCCAUGAGUCCUUGAAAAUAUUUUUUAUAUAUACAGUAACUUUAUGUGUAAAUACAUAAGUGGUGCAAGUUUGAAGGAUGUUGGAAUUCCAUGUGUUUUUUUUCCUGAUAUGUUGUCCAGUUGUUGACAGUUCUGAAAAAUUCUAAUAAAAAUAUAAAUAUAUAAAUCAA
Manis pentadactyla (Chinese pangolin) is the source of this 5178-nucleotide messenger RNA. It is a transcript of the gene KIT, whose product is annotated as KIT proto-oncogene, receptor tyrosine kinase. Gene Ontology annotation, molecular function: transmembrane receptor protein tyrosine kinase activity; ATP binding; cytokine binding. The transcript is spliced from 21 exons. Gene Ontology annotation, cellular component: signaling receptor complex. Bases 111 to 3044 code for a protein of 977 amino acids. Gene Ontology annotation, biological process: Fc receptor signaling pathway; B cell differentiation; Kit signaling pathway. The record is from RefSeq and is a predicted model, not a curated record. Lineage: Eukaryota; Metazoa; Chordata; Mammalia; Pholidota; Manidae.